This is a messenger RNA of Dendronephthya gigantea, 1148 nucleotides long. RefSeq names its product protein IMPACT-like. Lineage: Eukaryota; Metazoa; Cnidaria; Anthozoa; Malacalcyonacea; Nephtheidae. Gene Ontology annotation, biological process: regulation of translational initiation. The transcript is spliced from 2 exons. Gene Ontology annotation, cellular component: cytoplasm. Gene Ontology annotation, molecular function: protein binding. Bases 181 to 1116 code for a protein of 311 amino acids. The record is from RefSeq and is a predicted model, not a curated record.
CGGAACGUGAAAGAAGUACGUAUGUCAACAAGAAAAUGCAGUUUGCUUACGUGUAUUUAAACUUCCUAUAGAAGUUCAAAAGAGGGCGGAAAGUUCUUCACGAGAAUCAACCGUUUCCAGACAAGCUUCUGCAGAAACAUUAUAGCGAAUAAUCGAGUUGAAAAGACUUGGUUUUAAAAAAUGACCGACUCUGACAGCUCUCGACAAAGCGAUGAGAUUGAAGCCCUAUCUGCGAUUUACGGAGACGAUUUCUUGAUGGUGAACGAAACGGAAAAGCUUUUCGAUGUGCGCGUUCGCCACGAAGAGAACUCAUGGUGGUCCCUGACACUACAGGUAUUGCUGCCGAAGAACUACCCGAGUUCCGUGCCCCCGGUUUUCGAGGUACACGGUACCUGGCUCGGGGAUUGUGAUGAGUUUGAAUUGAGGGAUAAACUGUAUGAAAUCUACCGCGACAAUAAGGACGAAUGUGUCGUGUUUCAGUGGGUCGAAGCAGCUCGAGACUUCAUGAACGAGAAAUCAGUUUUGUACGGAGACGAAUAUGGAGAAGAUGCAAAUGAAGUUGCGGAUGAUGAUCAUGGAAGCCCUCCUAUGUUUGACCAAACAAGUACUCAUGGUACGUCAAGCGUACCGCCGUCAAUAACCUGGCAAACAGACAAGGACCAACCGGAGAUCCUUCACGGGGAACCAAUUACGGAUCGAAAGAGCACAUUCCAAGCACACCUUGCUAAAGUAAACUCUGAACAGGAUGUCAAAGAUGUUUUAAACGAGCUGAAAAAGACUCGUAAAAUUGCAAACGCAUCACACAACAUCUCUGCUUACAGAAUAGCGAAGGAAAAUUCUCAGGUUGUCAUUCAAGACUGUGAUGAUGAUGGCGAAAACAACGGAGGAUCGAGACUUUUACAUUUGUUGCAGAUUUUAAACGUUCAGAAUUAUUUAAUUGUUGUAUCCAGAUGGUACGGGGGCAUUCUUUUGGGACCAGACAGGUUUAAACACAUCAAUAAUUGCGCCCGGAGCUUGCUCAAAGAUGCAAAGGUUAUAAAGGAUAGUUCAAGAAAACAGCCGCAUAAUCACAAAGAAAGUAAAAUAAAAACAAGGAAAAUAAAAAAUAAACAUUGAAUUAAAAAUCCUAUUAAAUUUGUACAUUUUUA